This is a messenger RNA of Echinops telfairi (small Madagascar hedgehog), 2882 nucleotides long. Its product is annotated as zinc finger protein 343-like. The transcript has 6 exons. NCBI's taxonomy places the organism in Eukaryota, Metazoa, Chordata, Mammalia, Afrosoricida, Tenrecidae. Gene Ontology annotation, biological process: regulation of DNA-templated transcription. Bases 312 to 2528 code for a protein of 738 amino acids. The record is from RefSeq and is a predicted model, not a curated record.
GGCGAAACACUCCCCCUUGAGUGGCUAGUACUGAAGGAGCGGGAAGGGCCAGGCGGUCCCCACAAGGCCGGGCGAAGAAGUCACAGCGAGACCAGGAGGAGUUCCAUGCAGACCACCGACCGCUUGGACUACAGAGACAUGGUCUGGCCACCCGAAAGCAAGAGGACUUUCCCACCUGAGCUGUGAAGACGUCACUCCAGGCAGCCGAUAGCCUUCUGGACCUGAGAUCGCUUCCGUCAGACUCUGGGGCUGAUCCUUCUGCCCAGUGAGAACAGGCCUGGGGAAACAUCUUGUCUCCAAGCCCAGGAACUAUGGAGACCACGAACCGGUGUCAAAGGCGCCAGGCAGCAGAUUUGUGUCCUGCGGCUACAGACCGGACCCAAGAGGAGAAGAGGAAGCCCCCAAUAGCGGAACCAGUUACAUUCGAAGAUGUCACCGUCGCCUUCACGGAGGCAGAGUGGGUGACCCUGAAUGCCGAGCAGAAGAACCUGUACCAAGAGGUGAUGCUGGAGAUUUACAGGAGUCUGGUCUCGAUGGAACCAAAGCCAGAAACCUGCCCCUGUUCCCCCUGCUCUCUGCCUGUUUCCUGCCAGCGGUUUCUCAGCCAGCACGUUCUGCAGACAUGCCCCAGCUUGUGUGCUGGACAUCGCUUGCACUUAACGGGUUCCAUCGCAGGGCCUCAGAAACAGCAAGAGCAGCAGCCUUCUGGUCAGAACUGCUGGAGCGAGGACACAGACGGACAGGAGAGAGAAGACGCCUCCCUGCCCUCGUGUGUAACGGCAGUGGGCAGAGAGACUUCCAGGGAACCCUCCAGUCCAGCCCAGAGAGGGUCAGCGAGCUCUAGAGAAGGCCACGCAGGGGCAAGAAGAGAGCCCACCUCAGCCCAAAGGGUGAUGUCCGUGGGAACAAACAAAGCAUCAAAGGAAUUCGAAAGCUCAAGGUUUGCCACAGUCAACUCUCGAGAGAAUGGACCAGACUAUCUCCUGAAUCCCAGGGUCAUCAGAAACCAGGAGCCCCAGAUUUGCAGUGAGUGUGGGCAAGGUUUCAGCGACAUGCCAACUCUCCUCAUCCGACAGAGAGCACAGCCAGGUGAGAAACUCCCCAGGUGCUGGGCGUGUGGGCACAGCUGCAUCCAGACGUCAGGCCUCCUCCUGCCCCGGACGACACACCCGGAGAAGACGCCGUCUGUUUGCAGUGAGUCCGGGCGAAGCUUGACCCAGAAGACGGACUCGGGAAGGAAGCCACACGUGUGCACGGAGUGCGGGCGAGGAUUUAGCCGCCACUCGAGCGUCAUCAUGCACCAGAGGACACACUCGGGUGAGACGCCGUAUGUUUGCCAAGAGUGCGGCCGUGGGUUUUACUGGAAGUCAGGCCUCUUUCGCCACCAGAGGACCCACUCUGGGGAAAAGCCUUACGUGUGCCAGGAGUGUGCGCAAGGCUUCUUCCAGAAAUCACACCUCCUUCAGCACCAGAGGACACACUCAGGGGAGAAGCCCUACAUGUGCAAGACUUGCGGGCGAGGCUUUAGCCGGAAGUCACAUCUCAUCAUCCACCAGAGGACACACUCGGGGGAGAAGCCGUACGUUUGCAGUGAGUGCGGCCGAGCCUUUUCCUGGAAGUCCUGCCUCCUGAGCCACCAGCGGACCCACUUCGUAGAGAACACUCCUGAGUUCGUGGAGUUUGGCCAAGGCUUCGGCUGCAAGCCGGACGGCAUCACCCUGCAGCGGACACGCUCCUGCGAGAAGCCUUACAUGUGUGAGGAGUGUGGGCGAGGCUUCUUCCAGAAGUCACACCUCCUUCAGCACCAGAGGAUCCACUCAGGGGAGAAGCCAUUCGUGUGCAAGAUGUGUGGGCGAGGCUUUAGGCAGAAGUCACACCUCGUGCGACACCAGGGAAUUCACUCAGGGGAGAAGCCCUACGUUUGCCAUGAGUGUGGGCAAGCCUUUUCCUGGAGGUCAGGCCUCCUUCGCCACGAGAGGACACACUCAGUAGAGAACAUACAUGUGUGCAAGGAGUGUGAGCAAGGCUUUAGCUGCAAGUCGGAUUACAUCAAACACCAGAGGAUACACUCAGGGGAGAAGCCGUUUGUGUGCCAGGAGUGCGGGCGAGGCUUCAGACUCAAGUCCUAUCUGAUCACCCACCAGAGGACACACUCCGGGGAGAGACCUUACGUGUGCCCGGAGUGCGGGCGAGGCUUUCGGCAGAAGUCCACCCUUGUCAUGCACCAGAGGACCCACUCGGGGGAGAAGCCCUACAUCUGCGGCGAGUGCGGGCGCGGCUUCAUCCAGAACUCGGUCCUCCUGAAGCACCAGAAGACCCACUCCGAGGAGAAGCCUUACGUCUGCGGCGAGUGUGGCCGGGGCUAUUUCUGGAAGUCAGACCUGCUUCGCCACCAGAGGACCCACUCGGGGGAGAAGCCCGGCCCGGGCAAGGAGUGUGUGCAAGGUUUGAACCAGACGUCAGCCAUCCUCCUCCAUCUGGAGACGCACGUAGCGGAGAAACAAACCACGUUGGUGACGAGUGUGUAGACAAUUGAAGGCCCCGUGGACCUGGUGCUGAGGACAUAUUAUCAAGUAGGACAGUCUAAAGAAGCCAGUGCUCAGCAAGAGCAAGGCCUGCCCGGGGCUGGCUUGUCUCCUUGUCGGACUUAGAGAUAAACUCUUCAGCCACACAGACGUUUUUGUCAGCUAAAAUGUACCGCUGUCAUUCAGCUAAGAAAACAAACGACCAAAACAACUCGCUUUGUUCCAGUCUUUGUUCGAAACAGCCAUGCCUCUGGAAACGGAAUGCUUAGACAUGACUGUGAGCUUUUACUCGUACAAAACGUAUUUAUUUAUUUAUUUAUUUAUGUUUAAGUCAUUUUGUUGGGGGCUCAUACAACU